UCCCUCUUCCCCGAGGUGAUGGUGUCCAGCUGCCUGGAGGCCAACAAGAGCAUGGCGCACUCGGAGCUCAUCCAGAACUUCCUCAACUCCGGGAGCUGCCCCGAGGUCCAGGGCUUCCUGCAUCUGCGCGAGCCCGGCCGCAAGGUCUGGAAGCGCUUCCACUUCUCCCUGCGCCGCUCAGGGCUCUACUACUCCACCAAGGGCACGUCCAAGGACCCCCGGCACCUGCAGUACUUCGCCGACCUCACCGAGUCCAACAUCUACUACGUGACGCAGGGCAAGAAGCACUACGGGGCACCCACCGAGUUCGGCUUCUGCAUCAAGCCCUCCAAGGCGCGGAGCGGCACCAAGGGGCUGAAGCUGCUGUGCAGCGAGGACGAGCAGAGCCGCACGUGCUGGAUGGCCGCGUUCCGCCUCUUCAAGGUGAGCCCGGCCCUGGCCCCGCACGCCGGGAAUGGCCCUGUCCCCGGGGGACACUGCGCAGUGAGCAACGCCGGCGUGGGCAUGAUCGGCCCCCUCGAGUGCCAGAGCCUGCCCGACAUGCAGCGCCUCAUGGACACCAACUUCUUCGGCCUCGUGCGCCUCGUCAAGGAGGUGCUGCCCGACAUGAAGCGGCGCCGCAGCGGCCACAUCGUGGUCAUCAGCAGCGUCAUGGGGCUGCAGGGGAUCGUCUUCAACGACAUCUACGCGGCCUCCAAGUUCGCGGUGGAGGGUUUCUGCGAGAGCCUCGUGGUGCAGACCCUGCACUUCAACAUCGCGAUCAGCCUGGUGGAGCCGGGGCCGGUGAGGACGGAGUUCGAGGCCAAGGUGUACGAGGAGGCCGAGCGCGCCGACUACUCGCGCACGGACGCCGAGACGGCCGACAUCUUCAGGCGCCUCUACCUGCGCAACUCGCGCGACGUCUUCGCCAGCCUGGGCCAGAGCGCCGAGGACGUGGCCGAGCCUGGGCCGUGCAGCGACGCACAGGAGAGGAUUUACUGA
Tinamus guttatus (white-throated tinamou) is the source of this 981-nucleotide messenger RNA. The record is from RefSeq and is a predicted model, not a curated record. Lineage: Eukaryota; Metazoa; Chordata; Aves; Tinamiformes; Tinamidae.